Messenger RNA from Penicillium cinerascens, 2307 nucleotides. RefSeq lists its product as uncharacterized. NCBI's taxonomy places the organism in Eukaryota, Fungi, Ascomycota, Eurotiomycetes, Eurotiales, Aspergillaceae. The transcript has a single exon. The coding region runs from base 1 to 2307 and encodes 768 amino acids. The record is from RefSeq and is a predicted model, not a curated record.
AUGUCGGUGAACGAUCAGCCCCCCUCUGCGGACACGACUAUCUCCCAACUCGCGAACCAGCCCUUUGCAUCUGAUCUCGAAGCUCUUGACCAACGAUUGAAGCGUCUCUCCGACGACGUCCUUCCCCCUCACCCUUACCUCCUCACCCUCCCUACGAAUGCGCCUUUCCGCCUGGGAUCCCGUGCCGCGAACAAUUGGGCAGUAGGGCAUGACCGUCCAUUCAGCCCAGAGGAGCAAGAACUUCAAUACAUGACAUUUUUGAGACACCACGACACAGACUCGCUACUUGUAGCCGUGGGAGAUUGGUCAGACGAGUCGGGGCGCAUGAUGGCUGACCAGUCUUCGGCCCCGAGCACAACAGAGACCCCCAAAGAAACGGUAGCUAAGAAGAAGAUCAGUCUGAAGGACUACAAACACCAAAAGACCGCCGCGCCGGUCGCGUCCUCCACAGGUCACGAUAAGCGAAUGCGCGACGGCUCAAACUCCAAGCGCGAAGUAACCCAACCUGCUCCCAAGCCCGACUCCCCAAAGAAAAGCGAUAAGACCGACCUGCCUCCGACAUCCAUAUCACAUUUACGCCUUUCUCCUUCCAAGGGCCCUAAGAAACGGCCCUCGACGUCUGACCUAGACUACCUCGGCUCUGAGCCGGCCGUGAGCUACGACAUGCAUUCUCCUAAGAAACCGCGACUAUCCCCCGAGAAGGAUACUCGCACGGAAGCUACUUUGAAGAAGUCACAAUCUCCAAGGCUGCCCGCACUCUUGUCACCUACUCUCCCUCCGACGAAACUUCCUCCCUCCUCGACUCCCCCCGCAGCUAAAUUGCCGCGGUUGCUCUCCCCUACACUACCGCCGGAUCUCGAGAAGGAGCUGGCAAGAUUCGAGGAACGUUCUCCAGCCCGGCACUCGCCUAAACGCGACAUUGCAGCAACCAAAGGAAAGCGGGAUGAUGCACCUCAUUCUCGAACCCCAAUUUCCACGAACAGCGGCAGCAACUCAAGUUUCCAGAACAACCGCGCCGGAACUUCAUUGAAAGACUCUCAUUCCUCAAAGCAACAUUGCAUCGUCAAACUGCGGUAUGGCAAGGCAAAUCGCCGACGAGUCGAAGGCCUUCUCAAAUUUUCCGGUAAAAGGAAAGCAUAUCGGUCCGAUUCGCCGCUUGGUCAGGAUACGGACCAUGAAGACGCAUCCCAUCUUGAAAGGAGAAAAGACGCCAGCUCAUCUCGCGGCCCUGUUGCAUCUGAUAGGCCAAAACAAAAGACGAACCCCGAGCCAGAAGCAUCGAUGGGUCCUACAGGUGGCAGUCUCAAGGAACGCAAAGGUUCUGCCGAACAGCCUCUUACGCCAGCCUCCAAUUCCUUCCCAUCCAAGAGCGACAGACCCAAGUCAACUACCUCAACUCCGGUUAAGGACCCUAAGGCCUCCAUUUCACGCCGAGUUGAUACUGGUGAGAUCGGCGGCAAGACCCCCGUGAACCCGUCGAACAAACGUCACUCGGUUGACCCGGGAUCGAAAGAGUCGCCUUCCCAGCCAGAAAGCCGUCCUCGUAAUAACGAGCGUCGAGCCUGGCGUGAUGACUUCCAGAAGUUCAGCAACACCGGUCGAGAAUUGAAACAUGCCUCGGAACGGUCCAGAACCAAGACCGGAGCCUCGGCCACAGACGAGAAACUGGCUUUGGUGACUGCAAUCGAGGCCAUCAUGUGUUUCAUCCUUGCCUUUGUGGCCGACGAUCAAUCCAAGGCUCUUGUGCGGCAGGGCGGGGAUUCUUCUGCUUGGGUGUCCAUCCUGGCAUACUGGCGAGUGGUCCGGAAUUACAGCAACUCAUAUCCCGUCCUGCACGGUCUUUGUCUUCUUUUGGGUGCCGUAUCUUACGAUGCCAUCCACGCACUAGAUCUCGAACGUCUUGCAGUUAGCCCAUUACCGGGCGAGCACACCCCGGUGCCCACUCCCGGCAGCGAUGGCAAUACUGUUUUAUCGGACGAGAACAAGAAAAGCCGAAAGGAGUUCCUCGAGCUGAGAACUCGACUUCUCGAGUGCUACCGAGAAUCGCAGAAGCUAUGGCUAGAGGGAACACGGGUUCUCUCUGAAGACGUUCUUCAUCAGGAAUUUCCCGCCACUUGGUCUCAUCGGUCUCACAAUCAUGCAGAACGAGGCAAAAUAGCACUCAAAGCUGGGGACUACGCCGGUGAUUAUUUUCUUCCCUUUGGUGGCACGACCCCACCCGUCGAAGUGGUGCGUUUCGGUUAUUCAUUGCUCAAGGAGUGGUGCAUGCAACAAGAUGUGACGUGGAAGCGGCGCCUGUCUCUUUAA